UUUGGGAGUCAAAACAGCCAACAAAUAGCAGCGCACACCUCCACGCUUUCUCCCCGUGGCCUUACUAUGGUUCACACAUGUGUGGUGGCCGGCUGCAGGAACAGAAGGACACCGGGCACCACCUUAUCUUUCUACCGUUUCCCCCGGGACCCCGAGAGGAAGCAGCGCUGGAUAGCUGCCGUGAACCGAGAGGGCUGGGUACCGAACGACGGCAGCCGGCUGUGUAGUACUCACUUCAUCUCAGGUAAACAGGUGAAGAAUCCACGUUCGCCAGAUUAUGUUCCUUCUGUCUUCACGGCUGCUCCCUUAUCCCCAGAGAUGAAGGAGCCGGGUGCCUUGGAGAUCCUGGACAAGCAGGAGGCACGCGUGGAGGCCGCUAACGCCUUGUUGUUCCUGCAGGGCCAGGGCCAGGGCCGGUCUGUGGUCCGGGAGCGGGUCCAGGAGGAGCAUCCUGAAGAGAAGGAGCAGGAGGCUGCCGUGGAGGAAAGUGCGUCCUCUUCCCUCAGCACCGAUGAAGAAGACGAGGAUGACGACGAUGAAUCCAUGAGCGACAGCAAGAAAGGAAAGUUUGCUCAGACGUCUGAUGCCUCGGUUAACUUUGAAGACGUUCUGAAAGCCCUGAAGAAGGAGAACCAGAUCCUCAGGGAGUCUGUGGACAAAAUGUCUCUCUCUGAGAACUCGUUGAGGAACGAUGCGGAGAAAGUAAAGUUUUACACCGGUUUACCAAACUAUUUUGUCCUGGAGACGGUCAUGUGGCUUCUGGCGCCUCACAUGGACGGGAUGAAAACUGUGAAGCUCUCCAAGUUCCAGCAGCUGCUGCUGACACUGAUGAGACUCCGUCUGGACCUCCGCAACCAGGACCUGGCCUACCGCUUUGGUGUUAAAGUCGGCACAGUGACCAGAACGGUGCACCAGAUGGUGAACAUCAUGUCCUCCACUCUGGUGCCAACCGCUGUCUUCUGGCCCUCCAGAGCCGAGCUCCGGAAAAACCUCCCGGCAGCUCUGCGCACCUCGCAUCCCGACUGUGCUGUCAUCGUAGACUGUUUCGUGGUGCCCUUUGAGGAGCCGGUUUCCCGGGGCAGCCAGCAGCAGCAGAGGGUGGCGGCGAGCUCUCAGGGGGGCCGGAUAAGUUAUAAUGUGUUAAAAUAUCUGAUUGGUGUGGCGCCGCAAGGCGUCGUCACCUUCGUCUCGAGGGGCGUGCUGGGAAAUGUCAGCGACAAAAGCCUUGCGGAGGGCUGCGGGCUUCUCUGCAAGCUCCUCCCAGGUGACGUUGUGUUGGCGAGUCGUGAUCUUAACAUUGCAGACUCUGUGGCUGCCCGUGGAGCCUUGUUUAAAAUUGCUGGCAGCUACCAAGAAGGGACACUCGGGACCUCUGAGUGCUUGCCACAGGCCGAUACUUCCUCUGAGACAAUGAGCGUGCACAGGCAUGUGGAGAGGGUGAUCUCCAUGGUGAAGCAGAGGUACGCCAUGCUAACAGGCCCUGUUGAGAGCCCCUUUACCACAGUCUCUGAGCGCACCUCAAACCUCUCAACCUUUGAUAAGAUUGUGCAAGUUGCUUGUGCCUUAAACAACCUGUGCAUCUCUGCUGCUCCACUAGAGUGAUCCGUACAGAAAUGCCUCGCACUCCUUAGUGCUGGUCACUUAAGUUCCCUUUACUGCUUCGGACCUUAUUCCACAUUUUCCCACUGCAUCCCAGAGUCAACACUACAGGACAAAUAUAUAAAACUUAUUUAUUCCUGUCCACUUUAAUUUACACUUUCAGUGGAUGUGACUCCCUGUUAUUAAGGUCAGUUUCUGUUUGGAAAUAAGAGCAAAUCAAGAAACCUUAUUGCUAAGAUGUGAUGUCAUCAAAGGGAUACUUCAUGUGCAAAAUUACCAUUUCUAUAUCAAUCACUCACCCUGUUUUACCUGGAAUUCUUGGAGGGAAAGUCGGUCUCAUGCCUCCAUGGUUAACAGAGAAUCCAAAAUUGUUGAUGAAUUUAUGAAAAUGAAACCUUUAAGAAAAGCAAAACUUUAUCAAAACGUCUGUUUACAGACUUUCCCACAGCCCCUCCAGUAUGAACCAACACCUGGACAGAGUUGUUAAAGUUUUGCAAAUGCUUAAUUGUGACUGUUAUCUUUUCAAAGUUAGGGAUAUGCUUGACUUUGAAUAUACAGUCACUGCAACAUUCAACAUUAUAGCUCUACUUUCUUUGCAAUCAGUCUGCUGAGAAACUUUGCAUGCAAACUAUUAUUAAAAAUCUUAGGUUGUUAGAUUUUUCUUUUAUCAUAGGUUUUAUUCGCACAGCAAAAUAACUUAAAAGGCCAUACUGAAACAACUAUUCAUAUUCAUAGAAACCUUAUACAAAGUCCUCACCUAAUAAAGAAGCAUAAAUCCCUGUAUUUAACAGAUCACAAAACAUGAUAUCACCAUAUUGAAGUAUAUUAAGAUCUUCUUACCGUUAGGUUCAAUUCAACAAGAAUAAUUCACAGUGGAGGCAUGUGAAAAAGUUUUCUUUGAUGAUUUGAAGGAGUAAUUGAUACACAAACGAGGAUUUUGCAGGUGAAAUAUUCCUUUAACUUAUGCAACUCAACUGCAAAGGAUGUUUUUUUUUAUUUAGGCUUCGAAUGACAACCAUGUGAGUAAAAGUACCUUUAAAUCUAUUUUUCGUCAUCCGUUUGUAAAUAUGAGGCAUAUGAAGUGCAGUUUGACUGGUGUCAAAUGUUCCUCCUCAACAAAUGUUACAGCAGCUGAUUGAUUUGUCCCUCUGCUGCAGGAAGUGGAUUUGUUGUUUAUCCAGCCGUUAUGUUGCUUCCCUGCUUAUAUAUCAGGUACAGUGAACACAAUACAGAUAUAAAACAGGUUAAUAAUGCAGCUCUCCUGUCUGUUUGAGUCAAGAAACAUGUCAUGGUUAAUGAGGGUUUUGAGGGGUUACCUUUUUUUGGCAAUUUCACAGGUGUUUGUCUGCCAGUUACAUUUAAUAACAAUAUAAUAUAAUCAUUACAUGACCUGACACAGACAAACAUGCCACCCACAGACAAAUGAAUCCCCAUACAGCCAGAGUCUAAUGUUGUUUAUCAUUUCCAGGGUUAUUUUUAACAAUAGCCAUCAGGUCUGACUGUACAGGACUUUACUGGUUUUGAUGCUUUUUACACAAAAUAAACACGCGCCCUGCAGAAAUAUUGAGCUGCUGGGUGGUACAAAUAACUGGAACGGACCAAAAACAUAAAUAGUGUUCACCACAUGUCAGGAAUAAUUACAAUACAGCACUUAUUGACUGGUAGGCCAGCUGGAUGCUUCAAUGAUUAGCAAUGAUGUCACUAUUUACCACACUGGGGUGUGAACAUUACAUUUUUAUUUAAUACAAAGCCAGAGAUUUCUAAAAUAUGUGUUUGUGUUAGUCUAACAUCUCAAAACACGAUUAUAUGUGGCCUGAAAUUAAGUGCCAUUCUACAAAAGUUAAAUGCAUUCACAGAGAAAAAAUUUAAAGAAGUUUUAUGGGGGUAAAAAUCUGGACAUUUUUUUUGGCCUUAACCUAGAUCAGUGGUUUUGUAGCCUAAAUUCAACAAAUCUGCAUUUUUUUUGCAAACCGUAUGUGUAUGUAUAACUACGUGUGUGUUCUGUUCUGUCCCACGAACCGCCAAACGUUUUGACCAACACUCGUAUGAGUGGUAAUGGGUGGUAUUGACAAAUAAACUCUUCUGUCAUUGAGGUUGGAGAUCUUCUGCAGCUCUUCAUAGACACACUGAAUCAAAGUAUCAUUACAAGUGAUUAAAAGAGAUUUAUUAUUUAUUCUCCUACAAGUGAACUGUUGUUAGCGAUCAGUGCCGUGUUAGCAGCACGUCAGCACGUUGGAGAGUUUAAUUUGUGACACUUUAAUUCUCAACAACUUUGUUCAAGUGUGUUCUAAUUGAUUGUAACUGUGUUGGACCCUGAGCACACACCACAGAGACGUUUCUGUUAGCUGGAGACUACUUUGUAACAAAGGUUAAACAGCCAUUAAAAUGCUUUUUAGUAGUUUAUCAGCUAAGAUAUGGGCUCAUCUAGUCAAAUAAACUGAAACUUAUGAUUUUAAGGCGAGGCACUACAGGCAAAAACAUGUUUUUUUCAUGCAUUGGUCAGUUUUGAGGUUAAGAGCUAUUUUUCUCUAUUCUUCUUUCAGAAUAGUGGAAAGGAAAUAUCCGGAACAAGGUGUAUAUUUUGUAGAUUUCUCUUAAAUUCACUAAAAGUUAGCGAUGAAAUAUUGAAUCUAAAUCAUAGCAACAAUAUAUAUAUAUAUAUAUAUAUAUAUAUAUAUAUCAUCCUCAAAUAGUAAUUUCCUCUUAGAAUGUAUAACAUAAAUUACAGGCCGUUUUCUCCAAAAUUAGUUUUUCUCAUGCUCUGAGCCAUAAAUCUUCAGCUCCACUUACAGACACCAAACUUACCAGUUUUAUUUCUAACUAUAUUCUGAACGUUUUUACAGAGGGGUUUGUCUAUAUAUCAUUCAUACCCUGAUUUAUAGAACAUUUGUUCCUAAAAACACGACGAAACUUCAUUUAACAUGGCUUUUGACAGUAUUUUCUUUAUGAAAUUUAUUUAUGAAACCAUAAAAGGAGAUAUCCCAAUAUCCCUCUGUAAAAUAAUUUGAAUCUAAUAUAUCAACAAAAUAAUAACUUUGAGAUUAGCUAUCUAAUGUUCAGGUUAAUAUCCUAGAAAUAUAUGCAAAUGAUUUAAUGAGUUAACAUUUGCAUAUCUAAACAUACAAUUUCAGAAAACUUGUAAUGCAAAAAUAUUGUCUUAAUGUAAAUAACAAACUGGGGAAGUUUCAUGGUGGUAUCUGUAAGUUAAAAAAAGAUAUCCUAUUAACUGUAGUGUCUGCCCUUAAACAUCUAAAGACAAGGUCCACACUCUGCUAAUUUAAAUGCUUCUUCAGUUGUCCUGCAUUGCUGGUGCCUUAGUUUGUAAACCUGGUACUGCUGUUUUUUUAUAAAUAUUUAUUUUUGCAUCAUACGAUACACUCCUCAUUGGUUACUAAAUAGCAUAAACAAUCAGCACCCCUUAUUAUUCACUAGGAUUAUCUGUGUACAGUCAGAAAUAUUCUCAUUCGUUUUUAUGUUUCAUGCUCUUCACCCUUCUACCAUUUAAUGUCUAUGAAUUUCAAAUGAUGUCAAGUAAUUAUACAAAGAUGAUCCUUUAAGUUUUGAGGGUUUGUGCUUUGGCUCUGGGCCCAAAAUCAGUCGGAAAAUGUUAUUUUAACAUGAUGGAAAGUGUGAUUCAACAGCCAAAGUGGAAUGUGCCUUCCUGGAUGUCCCCUCCUCUUGACGGCUGUUGUGUUUCUCAUGUGCUUGUAAUGUCUGUUAAUGUUGUUCUGAAGGACAUCAAACUAAUUUUCCUUUUACCUUUUGGUUUCUUUGUGUUAUUUGGUGUUGAGAUGGUACUCUCAGUUUUUUAAAUCAUUGUUAAAGCGGAGAGUUUGAGCUUUCUGAAGUGGAGUCAUAUGAGGUAUUAUCCAUAGUAAGUGUUUCACCUACAGUUGCUGGCAGUCAGCACAACCUAUUUUAGAAAAAAAAUAUCUUUGUUUAAGAGAACUCAAUAUUUUGAAUAUUGUCACUGCUUUACCUUGGCAUCUGACAGUCCUUUUCACCAGGGAAUCUAUUCUGUCUUCAAGCCACCAGACUCCAUUAAUAAAUGGUCAUUUUAAUUUGCAGAACACAGAAGGCUGUUGGUCUACAGCUGCUUCGAUCAGUUAGUUUGUUUGUGUUAUUUUGUGACUUUGGUGAAUCCGAACUAAGCCUUUAAAACACAGACGUCGCACAAUAACACAAACAAACUAAACGAUUGGAACAGUGGUAGACAAGAAACUCCUGUGGUAAAGGUAAAAUUACUGUUUUUGUCAAUGGAGUCUGGUGGCUUGAAGAGAGAUACAUUAGGGCUGGGCGAUAUGGCCAAAUGUUUCUAUCCUGAUUCAAUUUCACAUCUCAAUUAUGGUGUAUAUCAUGUUUAAGCAUAUUUUCUAGUGAAUUAAUAAAUAGUCAGAAUGAAAUAAUCACAUGGUACUCCAUACUCCCUCCAGCUUACUCCUAUGUGCAUGGAAAAGUUUGCCCUAACGCAGUUCAGCCUCUGUUUUUGGACAUUGUGAUAGAAACAAUCUAUCAAAAAUAACACAGUAUAACAAAAUGUACCAAUAUUUUUUUUUACAUAAUUCUGAUGUUAUAUGCUGUCACAUGACCCAGCCCUACCUCAUGUCAACGUAAACAGAGCUGUCUGACUGUAAGGUAAAGCAGUGAAAAUAUGCUUUAUAUAGCGUUAUACUGAAACUGAAAUUAGUUUGUUUGAGGUUUUUCUUUUGCUGGCUAAAAUUGAAUUAAUAGUGUCUUUCUCAACAGCUGUAGCAGUACAUCUUUCAUAUCAAUAAUCCUGCUUAUUUUUGGGGUCAUGCUGGCCAUCAUCUAACUUUUUAAAAAUCUGAACCAUCCCUUUAAUGUUAAAUAUCCGCUCAGUUUUCUGUUUUGUCUUGGAUUUUUUCUUAUGAUUUUCCUUUCUGGAGUAAACUUUUCGACUAGACAGCAGAGUUGUUGCUACACUGAGAGUAAUAUUGUCAAAGUAGGAGUAAAAUGCUUCUUUUCUUGAAUACUAGAAGACUGUUAUGAGGUGAGACCUGGCAAAUAAGAGUGUUAAAAACAGUUAAUGGCUGAAUGUUUAUGAAUUGAAUCUCAGUUUUUCAUUUAAGUUUUAUAAAUUGUGAUUCUUCCACUAAAUGGCACUUUUCCUUUCAAUCCUUCUCUGAAAUAAACAGCUUCCAGGC
Molecule: messenger RNA, 6764 nt
Organism: Centropristis striata (black sea bass)
Lineage: Eukaryota; Metazoa; Chordata; Actinopteri; Perciformes; Serranidae
Exons: 2
Coding region: 67-1602 (511 amino acids)
Source: RefSeq, a predicted model, not a curated record